Scleropages formosus (Asian bonytongue) is the source of this 5939-nucleotide messenger RNA. RefSeq names its product centrosomal protein 295 (gene cep295). The record is from RefSeq and is a predicted model, not a curated record. Gene Ontology annotation, biological process: regulation of centriole replication. The transcript is spliced from 31 exons. Gene Ontology annotation, cellular component: centriole; centrosome; cytosol. Lineage: Eukaryota; Metazoa; Chordata; Actinopteri; Osteoglossiformes; Osteoglossidae. Bases 363 to 5726 code for a protein of 1787 amino acids.
AAACAAAAACUCACGUUAGUUACUUCGGCAACCCGGCAGCUGGACUGGCUUUGUUCGAAUACGUAUAUUAGGAUACAUUUUAUUCAUCUCUUAAUUCAUUAAUUAAAGUUUAGUGUGUUGUCUGCUAGUUUGUCCAGAGGUCUUUGUGACGGUAGGACGUUGUUGUUAUGGUUGGAAUUCGUGUACCGGCGUCGUGUUGUAAAUUAGGAUGAUCAUGUCAGUCAUGACAUGAUGAUGAGGUGAGGAGACAGUCAGAGUCACACACACUCGUCAGUUUAUCUUAGAUGGGUAAAAAGUGUGUGUUGCAGCAGUACCACGCAGCCGGCGGAUGGACUGACUGAGUGCGCUUUGUGUGUGGGAACAUGAAGAGGAAGGUGACCAAGGUGGGGCUCCUGAAGCUCAGCCCCAACGAGGAGGCUCAGCUGCUGAGAGAGGAGCAGGACAGGAGGAGGAAGCUGAGGCUGCAGCAGGUUCGAGAACAGGAGCGGCACAUUGCGCUGCAGAUUCGCAAGGAGGUGCAGCACCGCCGGGACCACGAGCUGCAGAAACUCGCCAAGCAGCUGAAAGAUGACUGGGAGCAACAGCAGAGAGACAGGCUACAGGUACUCAUGAAGGUCUAUGAGGAGAGCCUCAGCGCAGUGGGAGAAGGUCACAGGAGUGCCAAGGAGAACGAGCCUGACUGGGAAGCGAUGGCACGAAAAGCAGAGGAGAACAACGAGAAGGCGGUGGAGCGACACCAAGAAGCACUAAAGGAGCUAAAGCUGCGGCGGCAGAAGCAGCACGAAGAACGAACUCGACACAUCCAGGCUAGGAGAAGAGCCAUACUGGCAGAGAAAGAGAGAGCCGCCAAAGUGGCAAGUCUACCAGCCCGUCCUCUUGACCCGAUUGAGGAAAUUGAGACGAAGAAUGCGCCUUCCACGAAGAUGUCCAGCACGCACAGUUUUUCUUCCACGCGCUACCAUCUGCCUGAGACAGCGGUGGACCGUGAAGUGCACACCGAGCAACCAGACGCCCGGGUCGCUGCGGAGGAGGAAACCCGUCGCUUGGAGGAGCUGACGAGGGAGGAGGAGCGUGAACGGAGGGAGAGGGCAGAGAAGGCGAGACUCAGGGGCGUUCACGCCUUGAGGAAGGAACAUCUUAACCAGGACCGGGAGUGUCUCCUGCAGCAGCUGAGCCGGAUGCAGCAGGCCGACCUGCUCCGGCGCAGACAGCAGGUGGCACUCAUGCCCCCGCACAUCUUCCAGCCUCCGUACAAGAGGGAGGAGAUGAGGGAGCAGCGGCAGAGGGACCUGGAGAUUGCAUUCGAGAACAUGUACGCGGGAGAGAGAACAGCGAAGGAGGGCUUGGCCCUGCAUCUCGUCCCAGAGCCCUUUCCUGCCAUGUCCACAGACAGCCGGGAUGAGGACCUGGAUGUGACCGUGGAGCCCACGGCCGAGGAACCCGGCGAUGGAACCAUGGAGACCCCAGCGGAGGGACCUGCAGAUGGAAGCCCGAAGUCCAGCAAGGAAACCGUAGAAGCAGUGGCUGGUGAGGGUGUGGAACCCAGUCGACCUGAGCCAUUGUCUCUCUUGGAACGAGAGCCUGAAGAUGAGCGCUCCAGACAGGCGCUGAAGAAGCUUUUGGACAGAGUCCGAGCCCAGCAGAUGCAGCGCGGCAGGCGUAGCGGAAGCGAGAUUUCUGCCGCUGCGACCGAGAGCAUGAGCAUAGAGAGUGGUUCCUUGAGCAGCCAGGAGAGGGUGUCCCUGCAGCCAGAGCCCACAUCUCCUGCUCAAGAUCGUGACAUGCUGGAGGAGUCCAUUAUCGCAGGACCUCCGGAACCGCCGAGGGAGCAGUCAGAGGAGGGUCACAGAAUCGAGGCAGAGAGGAAGAAACGGGAAGAGGAGCUGGAGCGUCAGAAGCAGGAGCAGAUCACUCUAUUGCAGCAGCUGGAAGAGCAGCGGCACUGCCUGGAGCUCCACCUGCAGCAGGUGCAGCUGGACAAGGCGAGAAUGCAGGCUGGUUUGCUGCAGGAUUCUGGGAAAGGGAUCCAGGACCUCUCUCCUGCACAGGAACGGGAAGUGCCUGCUGCCUCUAACAUGGUGCAUGGUGCUCAAGGCCCUCAUCAGGAUGAACACUCAAGGAAGAUCCGCGAGUAUCAGCAUCGACUUUUGGAACGGAGCCGCCGGCACCAGCAGUCGGUGGUGGAUGCGCGCAGACAGCUGCAGGAGUACCAGAGGCUGCUGAUGACCAAGUACCCCAACAUGGCGGCAGCGCCGGGACACCCUUCUGCCCCUUCCCUCCGGGGGGUAUCUGUCUCCAGCAUCCCUGUUGAAGUCUGUCCUGGACCGUUGCCUCCCACUAGCUCUGCUCCCGUGCAGAAAGAGACCACUUCCUUGCGGAAAGAAGCCACCUCUGGCAUCCCAGCGGCAUAUGUUGCUCAUACCCUUCAGGCUCCAUGCCUCUUUGCUCCUGGGGGGCAGCUGUUUCGUCCAGGACCCCAGCCUGCACUGCCAUCCCAGGUUACACAAGAGCAUUCAGAGACCAGGCCAGUUGGGAUGAUGACGCACCCCCUCUUGGGAAUUCUGGGUAAUGGAUCUGAGGUGGUCCCAGAGAGCUCCCUGGAGGUCAUUCCCGGCCAAGGUGCUGAUACUGGGACGUGGUCCCUGCGAAUCACUGAAACCGCUGUGCAGUUCCCCAGGCCACCUUCUGCUGACCAGGAGCUGACGUGGAACACCUCAGAACUGGUCCAUGAUGUGCCGGCACCCCUGGUGGAGGAGGAGCAGAUCCCUGCGGAGCCGGUGCCACAGGUGGCAGCCUUCCUUGGCCCGCAGGGGGUGCCGGAGGACACCCUGCAUCAGCACCAGCAGGAGCACAGAGGGCCCAUGAAGUCUGUGCUCACUGAAGUUCAGCACUCGAGGAGCAGCCAGACCCAGCGGCUCAGUCUCAUGUCUGCUCUGCUGAGCGCCAUGGAAGAGUCGAACCUCGAUGAAGUGACGCCUGAGGGCAGGUCCCCAGUGUCGUCCCACGGAGAUGGUCAGGGACAAGACGGCUCCCUCAGCCGUCAUCUUUUGGACAGUGACUCAUUUAUGCUUCACAAGGAACAGAUCAACAGGAAAGGCGCACACCCCAGAGCCCCCCGGCCUCCCAUGGUCCGACCCAGGCUGGGUAUCCUUGAGAUGAUCGAACAACAUGAACUGAGCGCCAUCCAGGAGGUGGAGACACCAGACAGCAUCAGCUUUGCCACAGCUGGGGAGGCGGAGUCGACAGAGGUGUCCUGCACCGCUAUGGAGGAACCGAGGGAAUGGGCCUCCCCCAUUGGCUCUCUCGGCAGCGAGGGCCGGGGCUGGAGCACAGGCAGGACGGACAGCGGGAGCUCCAGUAGACUGACGUGGCGGGAGCGUCUUCGCAUGGAAGCCAGCUGGUGCCUGGAGAGAGGUUCAGUCGCAGUCCCAGCACUCUCGGACAUCCUGCGUUCCCGGGGUGUUCAGCGAGGUUCCGGGCUCACGAAGGCUGAUGGGAGCUCAGUCACUGAGCAGAAGGCAUCUUCCCGAGGGUCAACCGACAGACACUCUCUGCCAUCAGGGCAUCACAUUGAUCCAGAGCACUUGUCUUCCACCACUAUUUCUACGGGGAGUUUCUCCACGGAGGAGCCAAACCUCAGCACCAUUGGUGUCGAGUUCCACAACAGCGGCAGCUUCUUCGGAUCCCUCCCUGGACACAGCGUCACUGAUGCGUCCCCGAAGUCCGAGUCCCUCCCGUUCAGCCGGAGCGUCCAGGGUAUCAUCGACAAGUACACCAAGGAGCUCAACGACUCCCUGAGCACUGCCGGAAGCCUCAAAGGGAACAGGGAUUCUGGUUUGGGGGCGCCCCACUCCCUUACAGUCCUGCCCGGGACACCGAUCCGGCAGGACACGCCGCACGUCCAGCCUCGGGUCUCUGGGGAGGGCGCCGCAGCUCUCCGCACGGACCAGACACUCGGAACACCGAACCGUUCGCAGGAGUGGGAGACUCUGUCCAGCAGCCCUGUGAACCUCCUCAGCGGACAUGGAGGUGCUCUUAGCUGUGGAAGCAUCUCUAGAAGCAGCUUCGAAGGGCAGCAGAACACUUCUAGUCACUUUCUCCCUCUGGAGCCAAAGUCUGACGUUGACUCUUGCUCUUCCUCAUCUUCAUCACGCCGCGCAGGGUGGCGGGAACAGGCGACGAGAGCUGAGCAGUGGGACCGUGCCGUGAGCAGAAUCGUACAGCUGCUCUCUGACCAGCCCUCCUCUCUGCGGCCCGGAGAGGAAGCGGACGCCAGCGUGAGCCUCCUGAUUGCUCAGCUGCUGAGUCAGUCCUCACAGUGGAUGGAUGCGGGCAGCUCCGCGGGCAGCUCCCCGGCCAGCGAGAGGCAGCAGAACGAUGCCGCAGGUGGGAGCAGAGUGCGAUCGCCGGCACCCCAGGUGGUAAAGCAGGACUUCUUACACCGUAAGCAGGAUGGGAGUGCUGGGAUACUCAGGACUGAGGCCCCACUCCUCACGCAGGUGACAGGAGAGAACGCCCAGGAGCUUCUCGCGGAGUCCGUUUCAGAACUUCAAAACGGCGGGAGCUUCCAACCCGUCCCCUGGUCCCCUCCGCAGGAUCACCCAGCGAAUGAGGAAACGCUCCUGGAUGCCACUUCGGAUUUUUUCCACCCUCUGCUGGCUGAGACGACGGCGAACGGCACCUUGGAGAGCUCAGUCACCCUGCAGGGGUCACAACCCCUCGGCCUACCCGAGGCGCUGCUGUCGGCAGGGCGGACCCUCGCCGAGUCGGAACCCCUGUGGGCUUCAGAGGCCUCCCUGGAGCAGCUGAGGGCGGAGCACUCAGACCUCUUGCAGGACACGGGGGCCAUGCUGAGCGACUCCUCCCAUGUUACCAUGCUCGACUCCGCCAUCAUGUCCUUUGUCGUCGAAGACCCAGGGCUCACCAGCCCGCUCCUCAAGGACUCACACUCAGAGCCAAGUCACCAGGAGCUCUGUAGCGUUCGCACGUUGGAAGCUCCGGAUCCAGAGCAGCAACGGAAGGAGAUCUCUCUACCGGUCUGGGAGCGGAUAAUGGAGGCUGGCAGUGGGAGGGGUAUCCUGGAGGAGCCGGAUUUGACCCUCCUCAGCCUCGCUGACAGCACAGCGGAGCAGGAGGAGCCGUCCGCCGUGCAGAGGGAGGGGAGCGAAACCCUGGGAGGCGGGUGCGAGAGCCACAAGGGCGAGGACAAUGUGUCCAGCGAGGACAAAAAGAGUGGCGAGUGUGCGUCUCCUGGGGGAACCGACAGGAACUCUGGGGAUGAGACGGUGGCGUCCCGAGCAGCUAUGAUGCUCCUGGAGUUCCACGCGACUCCUGGGCGCUUGCAGGACCUUUUCCUGCAGAAACGGCAGGACUUUGUCCGGAGGUCAGCUCAGAGGCUGGAGCAAGUGAAGGCCCGGAGAAGGGAGGCAGCGUCCCUGCGAGCUUCCCAGCUUGGGAGCGGUGCACAGGGCCAAAGGGCGUCACCAAAGGACCAGUUGAGCAGUGCUGAGCUGAAGAAGGUCGGAGAAGUAAAGGUCUGCGCUGCGGAGCAGAGGAAGAUGGAGGAGGCUGAGAUGUACCAGCGAACGGAGAGGUUAUAUAACCAGCUGGAGGAGGUGCGGCAGCGCAAGGAGAUGAGGACAAGGCAGGAAUCUUACACCAGGAACCGAGAGAAGGCCAAGGAGUUCCAGAAGGUAGAAGACAUGGCACACACACUGUUGUGGUAGAAACGUAGUGGAACAGGGUAGCAGGGCUAUGGGGGGGGGGACCGUUGGCAGGUCUUCUUCCUCAUCUUCAACCCCCUAUGUUUCACAUUUUAUCACUACCUUGUUCAGUAAAUUCCACAGUGUUUCUGUACAUAUAUUUCCAGCAAGCUCAUCACAUACAAGGUGUAUGAGUUUGUCCAUACCCCUCCAGGAUAGGCUCCGGAUCACCACCCC